Molecule: messenger RNA, 9541 nt
Organism: Melanotaenia boesemani (Boeseman's rainbowfish)
Lineage: Eukaryota; Metazoa; Chordata; Actinopteri; Atheriniformes; Melanotaeniidae
Product: plasma membrane calcium-transporting ATPase 1-like
Exons: 21
Coding region: 716-4291 (1191 amino acids)
Biological process (GO): calcium ion transmembrane transport; regulation of cytosolic calcium ion concentration
Cellular component (GO): membrane; intracellular membrane-bounded organelle
Molecular function (GO): PDZ domain binding; P-type calcium transporter activity; ATP hydrolysis activity
Source: RefSeq, a predicted model, not a curated record
UCUCACGCGCCCAACUCGUUGCGAGGGACAGCCGUUGGGGGCUUUUUCUGUUCUCCGGUUUCUUCUUGUCCAGGUUGACAUUUCGGUACCCAAAUGAGUCGCGCCCACUUCUUCUAACACUAACGCAGCACCAGACCUGAUUUUCUGGAUCUGCUCUACGCCGGGGAAGAAAGGUGAGUUCAUCUUUUCCUUUUAAAGGAUUUUUUCGGACUGAUUCUGGAUCUGGUUUUGCUUUCCGUCCUCGGGGCUACCUCAACUGGAAAACAACUGAUGCCUCUACAAAAGCAUUAACGGUCAAAGAAACUGGUGUAAACGUUGGAACAAAACGCAAGUUGAAGAUUCCCCUCCCACACGGCCUGCCAGUGUGUUUUUUCUUCCACCCCCUGCAGUUGUCAAGUCGGUGCCCUAUUGGGAAAUGGACAAACCCCAUUGAAGACGCUUCCCAGCCGUACCGACAAAGAUACAGGACGUGAUUUGGACGAGAAUUCGCUAAGAAAAGUGUGAAGCCAACAGAACAUGUUUUCUCCCCUGUUUCCAUGGUGAUCAAGAGGAGCAUGCACCUCCAGGUCAGGAGUUAACCACAGCGUUUGGCUCCUCCACCUGCCUUCUGUGAGAACUACACUACCCACAAUCCUCUGAGAAUUGACCCAGUCAACAUUCAGACCACUUCAACAAAGACACUCAGUGGAAAAACGCUGCUGUGAAGACGACCAACAUGGCCAACAAUACAGUGGACCAUCCUCCAGGAAAUUCGGUUGCUGAAGGUAACCAUGACGGGGACUUUGGGUUGACCUUGGAGGAGCUGAGGGCUCUCAUGGAGCUGCGAAGUGCCGAGGCUGUCAACAAGGUCCGGAAUGAUUAUGGAGAUGUGCAGGGCAUAUGUCGCCGCCUGAAGACAUCACCAAUAGAGGGUCUGUCUGGUAACCCUGUUGAUUUAGAGAAACGUCAUACAGCAUUUGGAAUGAACUUCAUCCCCCCAAAGAAGCCCAAGACGUUCCUGCAGCUGGUGUGGGAAGCUCUACAAGAUAUCACACUCAUUAUCCUGGAAAUCGCUGCAGUCAUCUCGCUUGGCCUGGCCUUCUACCACCCACCAGGGGACAGCAAUGAAGAUUGUGGUAACGUUGCAGGAGGCGCAGAGGAUGAGGGGGAGGGGGAGGCUGGCUGGAUCGAGGGAGCAGCUAUUCUGUUCUCUGUCAUCAUUGUGGUCCUGGUCACAGCCUUCAAUGAUUGGUCCAAAGAAAAGCAGUUCCGUGGGCUUCAGAGCCGCAUUGAACAGGAACAGAAGUUCACGGUGAUCCGCAAAGGUCAGGUGAUCCAGAUCCCUGUAGCAGAGAUCGUGGUCGGAGACAUCGCCCAGAUCAAAUACGGAGACCUGCUGCCUGCUGAUGGGAUUCUGAUCCAAGGCAACGACCUGAAGAUUGAUGAGAGCUCUCUGACCGGAGAGUCUGACCAGGUUCGGAAGUCUCUGGAGAAGGACCCAAUGUUGCUGGCUGGGACCCAUGUCAUGGAAGGAUCUGGCAGGAUGGUGGUGUCAGCUGUCGGUCUCAACUCUCAGACUGGCAUCAUCUUCACCCUGCUCGGCGCCAGCGAGCAUGAUGAAGAGAAGAAGGUCAAGAAAAGUAAAAAACAAGGACCCCCUGAAAAUCGCAACAAAGCUAAGACUCAGGAUGGCAUCGCCCUGGAGAUCCAGCCGCUGAAGAGUGAGGAGGCUGCCGAGUCGGAGGAGAAGGAGGAGGUCAAACAGGUCAAGAAGGUCAAUGUGACUAAGAAGGAGAAGUCUGUGCUGCAGGGCAAACUAACCAGAUUGGCUGUACUGAUCGGGAAGUUUGGUCUGUUCAGUUCGGCUAUCACCGUCAUCAUCCUCAUCCUCUACUUUGUGAUUGACAUCUUUGGGAUCCAGGGUCGGUCCUGGGUGGCUGAGUGCACGCCCAUAUACAUGAAAUAUUUUGUCAAGUUCUUCAUUAUUGGUGUGACGGUGCUGGUGGUCGCUGUUCCUGAGGGAUUGCCGCUCGCCGUUACCAUCUCUCUGGCCUAUUCUGUCAAGAAAAUGAUGAAGGACAACAACUUGGUGCGCCACCUGGACGCUUGCGAGACCAUGGGCAACGCUACAGCAAUCUGCUCAGACAAGACGGGCACGCUGACCAUGAACCGCAUGACUGUGGUGCAGGCAUACAUCGGCGAUACUCACCACAAGACUGUUCCCGAACCUGAUGCCAUCAAACCAGAGACGCUGGAAAUGAUGGUCAACAGCAUUUCCAUCAACUCGGCAUACACCACCAAGAUUCUGCCUCCAGAGAAGGAGGGCGGUCUCCCCCGCCAUGUUGGCAACAAGACUGAGUGCGCUCUCCUUGGCCUGGUAUUGGAUCUCAAGAGGGACUAUCAGCCAAUCAGAGAAGAGAUCCCUGAGGAGAAACUCUACAAAGUUUACACCUUCAACUCCUCCCGCAAGUCCAUGAGCACGGUGCUGAAGAACGCUGAUGGAGGCUUCCGCAUGUACAGCAAAGGAGCAUCAGAGAUUGUCCUGAGAAAAUGCUCUCAUAUCCUGGACAGCCAGGGUCAGCCUCGUGUGUUUAAACCGAAGGACCGUGAUGAGAUGGUGCGUAAGGUGAUUGAACCAAUGGCGUGCGACGGCUUGAGGACCAUCUGUGUGGCGUACAGGGACUUUCCUGCUGAAGCUGGAGAGCCUAAUUGGGACAACGAGAAUGAUAUCCUUAAUGAGCUCACCUGCAUUGCUGUGGUGGGCAUUGAGGAUCCUGUCAGACCUGAGGUUCCAGAGGCUAUUGCUAAGUGCCAGCGUGCAGGAAUCACAGUCCGUAUGGUCACUGGAGACAACAUCAACACCGCCCGUGCGAUUGCAACCAAGUGUGGCAUCCUGCAACCUGGAGAAGACUUUCUGUGUUUGGAGGGCAAGGAGUUCAAUCAGCAGAUCAGAAACGACAAGGGAGAGGUGGAACAAGAACGUCUGGACAAAGUUUGGCCUAAACUACGUGUUCUGGCUCGAUCAUCGCCAACAGACAAGCACACUCUGGUCAAAGGCAUCAUCGACAGCACAGUGGGAGAAACCCGACAGGUGGUGGCGGUGACAGGAGACGGUACUAACGACGGCCCCGCCCUCAAGAAAGCUGAUGUUGGCUUUGCCAUGGGAAUCGCUGGCACAGAUGUAGCAAAAGAAGCAUCUGACAUCAUCCUGACUGAUGACAAUUUUACCAGCAUCGUCAAGGCCGUCAUGUGGGGGAGAAAUGUCUAUGACAGCAUCUCAAAGUUCCUGCAGUUCCAGCUGACCGUCAAUGUGGUGGCCGUGAUCGUGGCGUUCACCGGCGCCUGCAUCACACAGGACUCUCCCCUGAAGGCAGUCCAGAUGCUCUGGGUCAACCUCAUCAUGGACACUCUGGCGUCUCUUGCUCUGGCCACUGAGCCGCCAACUGAAUCCCUGCUGCUACGGAAACCUUACGGCCGUGACAAGCCUCUCAUCUCCAGGACCAUGAUGAAGAACAUUCUGGGUCAUGCUGUGUAUCAGCUCAUCACCAUCUUCACCCUCCUUUUUGCUGGUGAGACCAUGUUCGACAUCGACAGCGGCCGCAACGCUCCUCUGCACUCACCGCCGUCUCAGCACUACACCAUCGUUUUCAAUGUGUUCGUCAUGAUGCAACUGUUCAAUGAGAUCAACGCCAGGAAGAUCCAUGGAGAGAGGAAUGUGUUUGAAGGCAUCUACAAGAACCCCAUUUUCUGCAGCGUUGUACUGGGGACCUUUGCCCUGCAGAUCAUCAUUGUUCAGUUUGGAGGGAAGCCCUUCUCCUGCACGGCUCUGACCAUCGACCAGUGGCUGUGGUGUGUGUUCAUCGGUGUGGGAGAGCUGCUGUGGGGACAGCUGAUUUCGGCCAUCCCAACUCACCGUCUAACGUUCCUGAAGGAGGCUGGACAUGGCAUCACUAAGGAGGAGAUCCACAAGGAGGUGCUGACGGAGGACACGGAUGAGAUUGAUCAUGCAGAGAUGGAGCUGAGGAGAGGCCAGAUCCUCUGGGUCAGAGGUCUGAACCGCAUCCAGACGCAGAUUAAGGUGGUGAACGCAUUCCGUAGCUCCCUGUUUGAGCUGGAGAGCCCACAGUCCCGUAGCUCCAUCCACAACUUCAUGGUCCAUCCUGAGUUUGCGCCACUGUCCGAGGAGGCACCUCGCUUCUCCGUCGAGGGGACGGGAGACUUUAUUGAAUCCGUCUCCGACUCCUCGCCUGGGACCAGUGGAGGAGGAGAGCCUCCCAGUGCCGUCUCUCACAGCCACAAGUCAUCCAUUUGAUCUUUUCCUCCCUCCUCUUCAUCAGCCCCUUCAGUCACCCUCCCAACUGAACUGUCACACUGAGGAGGGAAGUCAUGACUCUGCUCAUCUCCUCAUCCUGCACACAUCCAUGUUUCGCAUUUGUUCACCUCCCUCCAUCAUUCCUGCAUCGUUGUGUUUUUAAUACUGACUGUGGUGUUGUUCUGCCUGUAAGUUUGUCCUCCACCUCCCACCUCACACGAGUCAGUGGGUGGAGUCCAGAGUCUCCACUGUGGAGGGCCUGUUCCACUUCAUGUUUUCUUUCUACUUGACGAUCCUUUUGAAAAGCUUUGAAGAUGUUUUGGGUUCAGUUUCUGCCAGACUCUCAGCAGCAUGUCUUGUUCUGUAUUGGCUUCAUUCUUUUUGUCCUCAACAGCGAUACCGACCUUUUCAGAGUGCAGCGAUUAUGAUGUACAUAUGCUUCCGCUCUUCUACAUAGCUGUAAGUUGGGUUUGUUGAUCCCAAGAUUUUUAGGCAAAUGGAAACAUGUAACCUUUUUCUUUUUCCUGUUUUUUGUUUUUCAGAUGUUGACCAUUUGUUUGUUUUUAAAGCAUUAAUGAAUGCUCACUGCUGGUUAACUGAAACUUCAGAGAAUGUCUUGUGACACUACAAUUGUUCAAGGUUCAGAUGUUAAAACUGUUCUUCUCUUUAUCGUUUGUUCGUGUUGGUUUUCCUUUAGUUGCUGUGUUGCAUGUGGAAGGAAGGAAUGUUUACUUCCCAAAAUGACCAAACAUGGCAGCAUCCAGAGAGGGAUAGCUUUCUACUCUGUGGGGGUCUGAUCUCAUCCCCCAACAACCCCACCAGUAUGUGUCCAUAGGUUGUGGUUGAUGAGUCCCCCUGAAAUAGGAUGCAUGUCUUGUUUCGUUCAUGUUGAGUCGCAUGAUAAGUUAGGAAUGAAUCUUCUGUUUGUGUUAGACUGCAGCAGGGUCUGUUCAGAGCUCCGUUAGCUUAGUCUCUGCAUAUCUGAACAUCCCACUACCAGAACCAGGCUCAUCGACACUCCUACGAUGGGAAGGAAAGUUUCAGGGCUGUGAAAUGCUGAUUGGCUGGCAUCUGCUCGGUAUUGUGUUCAGUUUGGAGUCCAUCCUCACUAACAGGAACUGAAGGCAGAAACAUACUUUGUAUUCUUUUGCUGUGGUCACAUCACAGGUAGAUCUGUUUAAAAGAAGGCACUACAUACACACUUGUAGACCAGCAGUCCUUCCUACAGCCCACUUCCACCCAGCAGCUCGACCACCCUAAACCAAAUCAAUGUUAAAAACAGGCAAUUAUCCACAACACUUUAGAGAUCAGGGAUCAACAAUCCUCACCAAAAAACAAGUAUUUAUGCUCUCUUCUGUUCCUUUUUCCUGGUUGUCGUCUUUGCUCUGGCAAAUUGGACAUUGUUUACAACAUCCAUCCCUCAACAGGUGGGAUGAAUGCAACUUCAGUUCAGAUUAACUUCCCUCUCCGUCAUCAGUUCUUUACACCGCCCCCCUCAGCCUCACUAUGCUUCCCCCUCUGGCCUGUUGGCUCGCUCAUGCAAAAUAUUGGUUUCAUAACUUCACAAAGAUGAAUGAAGGAUAGGAAGCAACCCCUGAGAGAUGUGGAGACCUACCAAAAAUGUAAUCAUCUAGAUAGUCUGCUGUUUUCUGUCAUGCAGACGAGCAUCAGCUGCACUGCCGUGCUGCGAGGAAGUUUGUGUAUGUUGCUUUGAAACGCGACCAUAGCAGAGUUUAAAGAGACAUUUAAAACUCGCCGAUUGAUCAGUCUGCUCAGUUCCAGCAGGAUUAGGUAAACGGAGCUUUGGACAGUCUGGACCGCCUACCUGUGUUAAAGACAAAUCUUAGUACCACUGCUUAGGCUUUUGUCAGAUUUCUGAAGAGAGAUUAAAUCGCACAGCUAGCAGCAGAGAAGGUGUUUGAUUAUCAUCAGCUCUGUCCGCUCUGCAGCAUUUGUCAGAUGUCAGCAUGGCAGCCAUGAGUUUUAUGGGAGACUGAUCCAGUGGUUCUUCCUGCUCCGCGCUGUCUGUAGAUUCUGGUUGUAAAAGAAGAAAUCGUCCUGCCGUCAGAGGCAGCGAUGUGUGUGAUCCCCUCCAAGUCUGAUGAGCAGCUGUCAACCUGUCACCUUACUGAAGUAAUGUGCUACUACUGCCAUAUUUCCAAGUUUUUUCUCAUGACUCGGUUAUUCUCCUCCCCUCUGAGGAGCUUUUUCUAUGUACUCAGAGCCAUAUUUUCUAGGGUGUUGUUUUCUGUCAUUGUUAUUGAGGUCCCUCUCCCCAGUCCCCCGGCCCUUUACUCAAAACACGACCAAAAAACAUGGAGAAAUGUUCAGUUGUCACUGCCGAUCCACGUUUAAGGACCUCUACAAUGUUUACAUGAAAAGUGAGACGUUAGCAGUUCGCCUGCACUACUUUCAUCCGAACACUUCCCUCCUUCAUUCCCUUUCUUUCCUGAUCUUAGAGUUACUAUUUAACUGAAUGGGAAAUCUUUCUUGCAUGGUUUUCAUAUAAAAUUCAAUGUUUUGCUCAUUUUUUACAAUUCUUCUGUAUUUUUAUAUUAAGUACUUUUUAAUAUUUUGGAGAUAUAUGAAUAUAUAUGUAUAGGCUGAAGGGUUUGGUGACAGUACAUGAAUGAGAUUAAUCUACCGUGGACUGUCUUUUUACAGCUCUGAAUGUUUAUGCCACGUGUGUUGUCUUGGUCACCUGAUGUUAGGGCUCAGAAACUUGCAGUGACUUGUUUACUUCCUGUUGACAAAUACAAAUUGGAAUCUGAACAAUUUAGCCUCGUCAGCCCCCUUUUAAAUAAAAAACUAGUUAGAAGAUUUUGUAACAACCGCACACUAUGUGAUUUAUUCAACUACAUUAGAGUUCAGCAAAUGCAACUUGAAUACAGCUAACUGUGUCAAACAUUAAAUGGGAGUGUAUAAUUAUUUAUCCAACAUCUGGGUUUGUUUGUUUCUCUACUUUGAAGCUUCUGCAACAAAUGUUCCUUGAGUGAGUGAAUUAAUGCUGUUUUCCAGCUGGCAGGUGUCAGUCAAUGACUUCAAAGCGGAUUGGAGCCGUGUCCUGCCUUAGGCCCCGCCUCCCACCCAACACCUGCCCUUCCUCAUCCAAAACAACCCCCCACCCCAACCCCGUCUCCUGGGAAUCAAAGUGAGGAAGUGAUCUGUUUACAGUCUGUUGUGGGCUCCAGCACAAAGCAGGACCAAACCAGAAAACCAAACUGGACCCAACUUACAUUUUAGCUUUUUAGGACUUUGCUAAUCUUAGUGCAGUUUUAUAAAUUUUGUCAUAAAUCCAAAAGAAGCAAGAGGACAGUUGGAUCAGGUCUGGACUAUGUUGUAGGGGCUCUUAUACACCAAGUUGACAUCUGGAGCAUCUGUGAACAUCUGGCUCUCUUCUCAUUGGUUCUGUUUGACCUUUUUCCAACUGAUUGAUUUAGUUGGGUUGGUGUUAGGGUUCUCACCACUGGUUCAUGCUGUCACUUUGGUUUACAAGGCUCUGAUUAGACUGAAAAUAAUUAAAACCUGGUCUGACUUUGGGCCCAGGUCCACACUAACUCAUAAAAAAGCUUCUUUUUUCAGGGAUUUAAACAAAAACCUGAUAAUUUAUCUAUGAAUGUGUCUGUUUACAUAUGAUGGAUGUGGAGUCUCGGCCACGGUUCUGGACCUGGUUUUGUCCUUUAAGUCCAAGCACAUUGAGGGAAAAGAGCUUCAUUCCUUUGUUAUCAGAUUCAGACCCUGAUGGAGGCGGAGUCUGUGGCAGGACACAGCUCCACCUGUAGAAGUCUUUAGUGCACGCUUCAGAAAGUGUAAAAGUGCUCGCGACAUCACUUCCUCUUUCUGCCACGUGUCUGUUGGCUCCAAACAGGACAUGCUGCUUUUGUCCUGCGCUACUACAGUCGGUGCAGGGGGAAUGUUGUCAGACGAGUGAAUGCAGCGUUCCUGCAGGGGGCAGUCAGCCAAUCACCACCCAGCAUAGCUUUAAGAACGCUUUCAGAGUGUCCUUUUAUUUUGGUCGCCUCCCUCCCUCCCGCCACGGCUCUGGUGUUCUGUUGGGCUGAUUGGACUGGUUGCCCUCACGGCCAGCUGUGACCCGUUUGUGUUUCUGCUUUCAACCACAUCACAGAUUGAACCGUCCGGACGAGACUCAGCAGCAGACUGAACAUUUUCACCUGGAUUUUAGUUUUCUGGGAGAUCUUGUUUGAACUUGAACAUGUCCGUUUGCCACAGUUUUCCUUCAGGACUUGUGUGUCGGAGGAAUUCGCUUCUUAUUCAGCCUGUGUUGCUUCCUCUUCAGAGCACUGCCUUUCUCAGAACAGCUUCCUGUUGGCGUAUGUUAAGAAAUCCUCUGGGGAACCUUCAAAAUUCACAGCGGGUUCAGACAAACUGGAAUUACACAGUUGGAAGACAUAAGCACUUAUAUAUCUAUAUAUUUAUAUAUUCUAUCUGUAUAUUUAUGUCUGACGUGUUAGAUAUAAAUUCACAGAUAUAUUUGGUUCUCAGUUGAACUUCAUUGCAAAAAAGACUGAAAAGUUUUUGUUUCUGUAAUUAACUAUGAUACCAGUACUAGGCGUUGGUGUUAUUUUUGUAUAAACAUGAUAUCAUCUAUGUGGCAUGCAUGACAUAUAUACACAAUUUGGUGGUUUAAAGCAAUAUGUCCAACCUGGUGCGAUUGGUUCCGUCGUGUCCUGUGUAGCCUAAAGCCACUCUGUACGAAAAAGAGGAAAAAAAAAAAGAAAAAACUACAAAAAGAGAAACUGCUUUUGGAGAAAACUAACUGUUCAGUAUCCGUGUUCAAUGUUCUGUGUUCUGCAUGUUUUAGUAUGGAAUGAAACAUCCCAAAUGUUGACUUGUUUCCAAAUGAAUUCCAGACAUGUCCCAAACACAUGCAUCAUUUCAUACACUUUGAUUUGCACUGUGAGGUGAAACACACUGAGGAAAUCGAACCUGUGAGACCUCUGAUGGAUGGAUUGAUGAAAGAUGGAUUCCUUGUUUUGUUUUUCAUCAUCCUCAUGUCCACCCAUCAACCUCCUCUCCCUCCUUCUGUCAUGCCGCUCGGCCUGAACUCCUCUCCCACUCAUCAGCCUCUGCUUCCACCCACCUUCACAUCCACUGGUCCUCGUCAGCUGGGGUGGGUCCGCUCAGCUUGAUGAUUUGAAGACCAACUUUGUCCAUCUGAACUUUACAAUAUUGAAUAAUCUGCUUUUUCAUUUCUGUCAUAAAAUCACAUAAAAUGUUUGCUUUAAUUUC